AUGCCGGACAUUGAGAUCCCGCUGGCGCGCUUCGAAGAGGAGAAGCAAAUCCCAAGCAGAGCUGAGUGCGCAAGGCUCAUCGGAGAUGCCUAUGCAGAGAGGUAUCUCCAGCAGCUGGGGGUGGACGGUCCCACCCGCUGGGCCAAGGCGCAGGUCUUAAAGCGAGCGCCGCUGACCGAGUGCCAAAUCGAGGCAGCCUGGGGCAGCAGGCACUCUUUGGUUGCGGACCGCCUGCGCAUUCGCCAGCCAGCACUCUUUGCUGAUGCACCGGAGGAAGAGGAGGAAGAGGCAGAGCUCCAGGAGACGGAGGGCAAGAUCGCCAGCUCCAAUGUCGGAUUCACAGGAAGCACCGCCAUUUGGGGGGUCCAUGGGGAGCAGCGCAACGGAUUUUUCGCCAUGGCGCGGCGAGUGGCCGUGGUCUUCCAGGGCUCUCGGGGGGACUCACAGCCCUACGUGGUGGCGGCCAAGGCCCUGCAGGAUGCUGGCUAUGAGGUGCUGGUUGUGUGCCCCCAAGACAUGGCCGCCAUGGCGGAAGCCCAGAACCUCCGCUGCUGCAAGCUGGACCUCUCAGCCCGGGAGAUCACCACCAGCCCUGAGGUGGUCAAAGCUGUCACUGAGAACGACUUCCUGAAGAUUGCUGCUGCAACGAAAGCCGCCAAAAGCAGAGCUGUACUGCACAACACGCAGGUGAUGAUGAAGGAUCUGUCACAGUUCCAGCCAGAGCUCAUCCUUGCUGCUGCUUUGGGUCUUUCUGAGCAUAUCGCGGUGGCCAAAGCUCUUGGGGACGUGCCAUUCAUCUUCCUAGCCAUGCAGGUGAUUGUUCCCAGCAACUACAUCAAUGUGCUGGGUGUGCUGCCCAGACUACCGCGCUUUCUGAACCUAAAUCUCCGGGUAUGGAGGUUUAUCGUGAGUCGCUCUAUCCUGGGCAAGAAACAGUCCUCCAAGUUCCUAGAGGUCUUGGAGGGCAUAUGCAAGAUGCCCAAAGAGGCCCUCCAGGUUUCCUGGGCCGAGUUUGCCGAACACUGCAGCUGCGAUCCCCAGUUCCCCAUUUUUUUUGCGGUUAGCCGAAGGGUGCAGGGACCAUUUCCACCAGACUUCAAUGAGCUUUGCCGAGAACUGGGGCCGCUGACCUUUCAGAGCCACCAAGAAAUCGGCGCGGACUUCGGGGACCACAAGGCCAUGGAGGAUUUUCUGGCGAAUGCGGAGGCGCCCGUUUAUCUGGGCUACGGCUCCAUGGUUUGCCGCUCUGGCAAGUAUAUGACCCUUCUGAGUCUCCGCGCUCUUCGACGGACGGGUCAGCGAGGCGUCGUCGCUUCUGGCUGGGCCGGCAUGUCGCUGACACACCUUGAGGGUGAGGAGGAUGCAGCAGAGCUUGAGGCAUAUUGCAAGGAGAAGGUGCUGUUCAUGGACGAUGCGCCGCACGCCAAACUCUUCCCCCGGUGCAGUGUCCUGGUGCACCAUGGAGGCGCCGGCACACUCUACGCCGCAGCCCUGAGCGGUGUGCCCAGCGUGGUGGUCCCGGUGCUGCUGGACCAGUACGUCCACUGCGCGCUGGUGAAGGACCAACACAUCGGGGUGGGGCUCAAAGCCAUGAAGACGGCGACGCCGGAAGCGUUGGCUGAGGCCAUCACGACCUGCCUGGAGAGUCCCCAGAUCCGCGCCAGCGCCUCGAGCUUGGCCCACAGCCUCCGUGAAGAGGACGGAUCCGUGCGCCUCGUGGCGGAGGUGAAGAGCUUCUUCAGGGAAUUUGUUGACACAGGGCUCUACCAACAGAAGAAGCAGUCUCUGCGGGAGCGUCGGAAAACCUUGCUACAAAGAAUCCGAGAGUGGCUGCCAUGUCCUCCGGGCCGUUUGGCCAAGAAAGAUGGAUGA
Messenger RNA from Effrenium voratum, 1872 nucleotides. The record is from the annotation of a GenBank genome assembly. NCBI's taxonomy places the organism in Eukaryota, Dinophyceae, Suessiales, Symbiodiniaceae.